ACUAUCUAUGCUCUCUUUGUUCAUUCGUGUUUCAACGCUUGGUGUUGUUGUUUGAAUAAGUUGACUAACCUAAGUGUUGCAUAGAAAAUAUUUUAUAUUUUUGCAAACAAAUACAAAGAUUUCAUUAAAAACAAUGGCAGAGUACGCUAAAAUGAAUGACACUAUUUUUUCAGAAGAGAUAGAAACAGGCAAGAUUCAAGAAGAAAUAGCAGAGAGAUUUCGAAAAGACAAAAAAUCGAGAUUGAACGUGGAAAUUCUUGAGGACACGGCGACGGCUGAACCAGUUUAUCAAAUACGUCCCCAGUUACACGAGAAGUUUAAACCUUUGAGUGCUAAAGAAGUUAUACAUAAUGUGCUAUUUGAUCAGCUUUCUAUGAAAACGUAUGAUGCUCAGAAAGCUGUUCAGUGGACUAAAGAUAUAGCAGAUCUAAUUAGAGAGAAAGUUAAAGAGUUAAAGUUCAAACGAUACAAAUAUAUUGUGAAUGUAGUUUUGGGUGAACAGCAUGGUGCUGGGGUAAAAAUGGGUACAAGAUGUAUAUGGGAUGCAGAAGCAGAUGCAUAUGCAUAUGACAGUUUCUUAAAUGAUACAAUAUUCUGCGUGGCUACUGUGUAUGCUGUAUAUUUUUAUUAGUAAAUGGUUACAUAUCAUUGAUUACGGUAUAUUAAAGGUAUACUUAAAGUUCAUUGUGAUACGAAUAAAAGAAUAAUAAACAUGAUCAAUCAAUCAAUAAAGAAA
Messenger RNA from Frieseomelitta varia, 736 nucleotides. Its product is annotated as dynein light chain Tctex-type protein 2B-like. Lineage: Eukaryota; Metazoa; Arthropoda; Insecta; Hymenoptera; Apidae. The record is from RefSeq and is a predicted model, not a curated record. Gene Ontology annotation, biological process: microtubule-based movement. The transcript has 4 exons. Gene Ontology annotation, molecular function: dynein intermediate chain binding. Gene Ontology annotation, cellular component: cytoplasmic dynein complex; cytoplasm. Bases 134 to 631 code for a protein of 165 amino acids.